This is a messenger RNA of Daucus carota subsp. sativus, 1978 nucleotides long. Its product is annotated as polygalacturonase QRT3. The record is from RefSeq and is a predicted model, not a curated record. The transcript has 3 exons. NCBI's taxonomy places the organism in Eukaryota, Viridiplantae, Streptophyta, Magnoliopsida, Apiales, Apiaceae. Bases 211 to 1755 code for a protein of 514 amino acids. Gene Ontology annotation, molecular function: polygalacturonase activity.
CGUUAAUAGCAUAAAAACCGUUUAUUUUUUACACUACUAGCUAGCCUGCCCCUCCCUUUUCGUGUCCUAUAUAUUCACACCCAUAAAGAUAUCUCUUACUAUUUCUUUAUAAGUCAUUUCUUCAAGGUUGCAAGAUCAGCCCUUCUCUUCCCAUGACCUAGUUUUUCUCUUUUAUUAAUAGAGAGAAUAAACAAAAAAAAAGGUUGCAAUAUGGCGAGAAGGGCUCCAGUGUUAGUGUUAGUGCUCAUCGGCAUAGGACUGCUGAUGAAUUGUAUGAUCACAGUUGAUGCAUAUCAUGAAUUUUCAGCUGAGCAUUAUUUUCCAGGCAGCCGUUUCGGCGAAAAUAAAAGAAGGGUGCAAUUUUAUAAGGCCCCGUCGAUUGCUCAAGUUGACGGUACAUUUCGUCCUCCUAGCCCUGUAAUUCUUGAUUCAUCGGCGCCAAGCUCGCCUGCUCCGUCGUCGUAUGUUCACGCGAAAGCUCCACAGCUGAGAACUCAUUCAACAGCCCCAUCACCAUCAAUUAAAAAUGGGGUGGCAAGGAUACGUGAGUAUCACGUGACGGCCUACGGAGCAGACCCGACCGGACAAUCCGACAGCACGGAUGCAAUUCUGAGAGCCAUAGCAGAUGCAGUGCGAGGGCCAGGCAAUGGGGAGAUGAUGAGAGGAAUAGUGAAUCUUGGCGGCGUUAGGAUCGAUCUUGAGGGUGGAAUUUACAAGAUCAGCCGCCCUUUGCGCCUUCCUGUUGCUGGCCGAGGUAACCUAAUGAUUCACGGAGGGACCUUAAGAGCUUCUGAUAACUUCCCAACAGAUGGCUAUCUGAUUGAUCUGUCAGCUUCAUCUGAUCUCGAAUACAUCUAUGAAUUUGUGACACUAAGAGACUUGAUGCUGGACUCCAAUUUCAGGGGAGGCGCAAUUCAAGUUGUGGACUCACUCAGAACCAGCAUUGACAAUUGUUACAUUACACACUUCACUACCACUGGUAUCAGGGUCCAGGCUGGCCACGAGACGUACAUUCGUAACUGCUACAUGGGGCAACACAUCACGGCGGGUGCAGAUCCUGGAGAAAAAGAUUUCUCUGGAACAGCCAUAAUUCUAGGAGGCAAUGACAAUGCUGUCACCGAUACUGUGAUUUUCUCAGCUGCCAUCGGCAUUGUCAUUGAGGGUCAGGCUAAUACGCUCUCUGGAGUACAUUGUUACAAUAAGGCCACGCCUUUUGGCGGUGUGGGGGUUUAUUUAAAAGUCCCUGGCUUGACACAAACAAGGAUUGUGAAUUGUUAUCUUGAUUACACAGGCAUCGUCGCUGAAGAUCCUGUACAGCUCCACAUUUCUAGUAGCUUUUUCCUGGGAGACGCGUUUGUUCUCCUCAGGUCAAUUAAAGGAGUCGCGAAUGGAGUUAAUAUUGUUGAUAACAUGUUUUCGGGGUCAGAUCAGGGGAUUGAAAUAGUCCAAUUGGAUGAAAAAACAAGCAAAUUCAAGGAUGUGAAGCAAGUCAUAGUUGAUAGAAAUAAUGUGAAUGGAAUGAAAAUCAAAUCCACGAUUGCUCGCGCGACUGUGGAGGGCAAUGAUAGCUCCUGGACAGUUGAUUUCAGUCGAGAUUUAUUAUUCCCGAAUUUAAUAAAAUCGGUGCAAUAUUCAUUGCAGGCCACUGGCAGCCAAUUUCCUAAUCAUGCUCUGCGUAGCGUGACAGAUAAUCGUAUCGUUAUCACGACGGACAGGGUGGUUCCUGCCAGUGUUACUGUCACGGUGGAUCAGUGAGUGCCAGGUUUGUGGCGACUAUAGACCAAGUUUGCAUAUGACAUUGGGACCUUUUUGGGAUCCAGCUGCUUGUGCAGAGCUGAUGGAGUUAAAUUUACAUACAAUUUUCUUGAUUUAUUAAGUGUAUAUGAUAUACUAUUGGUGAAAAGAAGUAUAAAAACUAUUAAGAUGAAUCUGAUACCGGAAAUGAAUGGAUAUUUUAAAUUUAUGUGAUUGCUGAGAA